Trifolium pratense (red clover) is the source of this 2497-nucleotide messenger RNA. RefSeq names its product CRM-domain containing factor CFM3, chloroplastic/mitochondrial-like. Bases 96 to 1976 code for a protein of 626 amino acids. The transcript has 6 exons. The record is from RefSeq and is a predicted model, not a curated record. Lineage: Eukaryota; Viridiplantae; Streptophyta; Magnoliopsida; Fabales; Fabaceae. Gene Ontology annotation, biological process: RNA splicing, via transesterification reactions. Gene Ontology annotation, molecular function: mRNA binding.
CCGGGGACGGGGGACCAAAACCAAAGUAAAGUAAAAAUUGCAACUUUUUUCUGAAUAAAUAAAUGGAGUGAAGAAGUGUGAUUGUAUUGUUAUGAAUGAAUCAAAUGAUCUCUUCAACACUGAGUUUUACAUCAUCCAAAUUGAAAUUAGUACCACUUUGUUGCAACAUUUUCAACUCUUUUUCUUUCUCUUCUCUCUCAACAAAAUCCAAUUUCAACCAAGAAGAAGAAGAAGAAGACGAUAAACCAUCCAACUCCGCCAUCGACCGAAUCGUUCUCCAAUUUCGCAAUUUAUCAGACCACCAUGAACCAACCCUAACCCCAUUCCCACCGCCAGAUCAUUUUUUGCACCGAGAAUGGCUUCGUCCCGACGAGGCUGUUAUCCCAUCGGAGAACGAGGUGGUUCAUCAGCAACAACUAACGAAGAAGAAGAAGAAGAAGAAGAGUGAAGUAAUUGCAGCGCCGUGUUUGGCGAAAGAAGAACUGAGUCGAUUGCGAAAAAUUGGAAUUCAUUUGAAGGAGAAAGUUAGUAUUCCCCAAUCUGGCCUCACGCGUCCGGUGCUCCAAAAAAUUCAUGAUCAGUGGAAAAACAAUGAAUUAGUGAAGCUCAAGUUUCAUGAGCUACUUGCUCAGAAUAUGAACCUCGCUCAUCACAUCGUUCAGCAUCGGACGGGAGGAUUAGUUAUAUGGAGGUCAGGAAGUGUUAUGUGGGUGUACCGUGGUGACAAUUAUCAAUGUCCAAUGAAUGGGAACCGACAUAGUUCAAAGGGAGGUGAUGAAAUGAGUGAUUCAGUUAUGUGGAAUCAACAGCAGCCUGAGAACAUGACACCUGAGGAGACGGAGUUCGACCGGAUGCUUGAUGAUUUCGGUCCUCGGUUUGUUGAUUGGUGGGAUACAGGAAUACUCCCUGUUGAUGCAGAUUUGCUUCCCCCUACAGUUCCUGAUUACAGAACACCUCUUAGGCUACUUCCUGCCAAAAUGCAUCCGCGACUCACCAACGAUGAGCACACAAAGAUGCUGAAACUUGCCAAAGCUCUUCCUUGUCAUUUUGCCUUGGGGAGAAAUAGAAAUCUUCAAGGUCUGGCAUGUGCCAUUCUUAAGCUGUGGGAGAAAAGUUUGGUCGCAAAGAUUGCUGUCAAGCUUGGUGUCCAGAAUACGAACAAUGAACUGAUGGCUCUGGAACUGAAGAAAUUAACAGGAGGUACCUUACUGCUAAGGAAUAAAUACCACAUCGUAAUAUAUCGUGGGAAGGACUUCGUUCCAACCAGCGUGGCUGCCAUUUUAUCUGAAAGACAGCAAUUGACGAAACAGGUGCUGGAUGUUCAGGCGAAGGUGCGAUGCAGAUCUGUUGAUGUAACUGGGGAAGAUGUAACAACUGCACAAGCAGGAUCAUUGGCUGAGUUCAAUGAGGCUCAAGCACCCUGGGGAAGGGAACUUACUAUUGAAGAAUAUGAGAAGAUGAUGAAAAAGGCUUCUGAAACCAAGAAUGUUAGGCUUAUGAAAAAAAUUGAACAUAAAUUAGCUGUUGCCGAUGCCAAAAAAUCAAGAGCAGAAAAUAUAUUAGUUAAAAUAGAUGCAUCUAUGGUUCCAGCUGGUCGUGGUAACAGGGGGGAAACGAUCACAGAUGAAGAACGUGUUAUGUUCCGUAUGGUUGGUUUAAGAAUGAAGGUGUACUUGCAACUUGGUACACGUGGUGUUUUUGAUGGUGUCGUCAAGAAUAUGCAUUUGCAUUGGAGGCAUCGAGAACUUGUUAAAUUAAUCACAAAACAAAAAACCCUUGCUUUUGUUGAAGAAACAGCUAAUUUAUUGGAAUACAAGAGUGGUGGAAUACUAGUAGCAAUAGAUAGACUUCCCAAAGGAUUUUCUCUGAUUUACUAUCGUGGAAAAAAUUAUAAGCGGCCCAUUACUCUACGGCUGGGAACCUCUUUUAACGAAGACAAAAGCACUGAAGCAAUCAAUAUCCAUGCAACGACAUGAGGUUACAAAAUCUAUAUGAAUGCAGAUUGCAAAUAGAUGACCACCUACCUGCAGAAUGCAGAUUGUGAAUUUGUGACCUGUAUAACCCUCCACCAAAAUCACCAUGGCUAUAUUGUGGUUUAGACUUAUGUAUGCUUCCUACAUUUAGAUAUUUGGAUUGUAUGAUUGUUGAUGUUUCUGUGUUUCCUUGUUUUGUGUUUUAUCUUUAUGUUUAGUUUGGUUUAAGUUUGGAUUGAUGGUGUUUGAUGAUAUGUCCCAAGAGGGAAUAAGUUACUGGAAUAGAGUCUUGUAUAUAUGCAGAACUAAGCUUACGGUGGUAGCAACCAACCUCAAAAUCAUCUCUGCUCGAUAAACAACUUUCGGGCAUGUGGUUGAUUUGUAUAAAUUUGAGACCACUUAUAGUCGAAUUGUGAUUGCAUAAAACAACCAAAAUUAUGAUUCGUAAAUGGAUAGAAUUUUAGACUAUGGAUUCUCCCUUUCCCUUUGUCAUGGACCAUUGUAAUGAAAUAAUGAUUAAAUCA